Molecule: messenger RNA, 525 nt
Organism: Durusdinium trenchii
Lineage: Eukaryota; Dinophyceae; Suessiales; Symbiodiniaceae
Source: the annotation of a GenBank genome assembly
AUGAAGUGGUCGGAGAAAAAGGAUCUGUAUGGCAAGCGCCACUUGAUCGCGGUGGGCGGGCGCACAGAAGGUGGAGAGGAUGAGCCAAAAAUCAACGACCGAACCAAAGAUUUGCCCGAGCCUGUUUGCUACUUCUCGCCACCGCUUGAGCUGAUGGAGGAGCUCCUGCACACCUUCUAUGCCAAGCUGGUGCUGGACUUGAGCCCAGCUGAUGGAAAGUUGGCGUGGGCAUGCGUCAAGACUAGGACUGCGUACAUGGGCAUCUGCUACAUUGACACCCAUGUCAAGCUGAUGGAAGAAUGGCUCCUGGACCUAAUGAAGGUGAGCGUGAAGGAGACUGCCUCGCCAUUGUUCAACAGUCUCUAUGCGCAAGCUGUGGGGUCAACGACUUCUUCAUCGCAGCCAGCGAUCCCGAAGCGCAAGCCACGCCCCAAGCCAAAGGCAGAGCAGGCAGAUGACGACGACAAUGAAGAGGAGGAAGAGGCAUUCGAGGAGGAUGUUUGGGAUCCUUUGGACGAGGGGUGA